Molecule: messenger RNA, 1655 nt
Organism: Erythranthe guttata (spotted monkey flower)
Lineage: Eukaryota; Viridiplantae; Streptophyta; Magnoliopsida; Lamiales; Phrymaceae
Product: ent-kaurenoic acid oxidase 1
Biological process (GO): brassinosteroid biosynthetic process; sterol metabolic process; multicellular organism development
Cellular component (GO): endoplasmic reticulum
Molecular function (GO): ent-kaurenoic acid monooxygenase activity; heme binding; iron ion binding
Source: RefSeq, a predicted model, not a curated record
AUGGGGUGGGGAUUGUUGUUAGUGGGGUGGUGUUGUUGUUUAUUAGGGUUGUUGAUUUUGAAAAGGGGUAUGAGGAGUGUGAAUAGUUGGUGGUGUGAGAGGAAAUUGGGGGAGAGGAGAUAUGAACUGCCACCAGGUGAUUUUGGUUGGCCUUUCAUUGGUAAUAUGUGGUCCUUCCUCAGAGCUUUCAAGUCUACCAAUCCUGAUUCUUUCCUCUCCGACUUUAUUCACAGGUUCGGACACACCGGAAUGUACAAGGUACACAUGUUCGGCAAUCCCAGCAUCAUAGUCACCACAGCCGAAGCAUGCCGAAAAGUUCUAACCGACGACGAGGCCUUCAAACCAGGAUGGCCCACAUCCACAGUAAACCUAAUCGGAAAAAAAUCAUUCGUCGGAAUCUCCGACGAAGAGCACAAAUGGCUUCGUAAAUUAACCUCCGCCCCCGUAAACGGAAACGAAGCAUUGUCCGUGUACAUGAAAUACAUCGAAGAUAAUGUCGUAACUGCUCUAGAGAAAUGGUCGGAAAUGGGAGAAAUCGAGUUCUUAACCGAACUCCGAAAGCUCACGUUCACAAUAAUCAUGCACAUUUUUAUGAGCUCCGAGAGCGAGCAAGUUAUGGAGGUUUUGGAGAGAGAAUACACCGCGUUGAACUAUGGCGUUAGGGCUAUGGCGAUUAAUAUACCGGGUUUUGCUUACCACUCUGCUCUUAAGGCACGUAAAAAGCUCGUGGAAGUUCUUCAAGCCACAGUAACUUCUAGAAGGAAUCUGAGGGGCGAAAACCCCCCGAAGGCUAAGAAAGAUAUGAUGGAUGCUCUUAUGGAAGCUGAAGAUGAAAAUGGGCGAAAAUUGGACGACGAAGAAAUAAUCGAUGUUUUAGUUAUGUACUUAAACGCAGGCCACGAAUCUUCGGGGCACAUCACUAUGUGGGCCACCCUUUUUCUUCAGAAGCAUCCCGACGUGUUCAAAAGAGCCAAGGCUGAGCAAGAGGAGAUUGUGAAGAACAGGUCGGCUGAUCAAAACGGUCUUUCGCUUAAAGAAAUACGGCAAAUGGAUUAUCUUUCUAAGGUAAUCGAUGAAACACUUCGUGUGAUCACAUUCUCACUUGUUGUCUUCCGAGAAGCAAAGAAAGAUGUCCACGUUUGCGGUUACACAAUUCCUAAGGGAUGGAAAGUUCUGGUCUGGUUUAGGAGUGUUCAUUUUGAUCCCGAAACAUACGUCGAACCGAAGAAAUUCGAUCCUUCUCGAUGGGAUGGAUUUACACCUAAAGCCGGAAAUUUCCUUCCAUUUGGCGGUGGAAGUAGAUUAUGCCCCGGAAAUGAUCUCGCCAAAAUCGAGAUAUCUAUCUUCCUUCAUCAUUUUCUUUUGAAUUACGAGCUCGAACGACAUAAUCCAGCUAGUCCGAUGAUGUACUUGCCGCAUACGAGGCCGAAGGACAACUGCCUAGGAAGAAUAAGGAGAGUGUCUGCAUAAGAUGUAGAGAGAGGAGAUUAAUUAAUAUAAGAGCUCUCUAUUUAUUUUGUUUUUGAUUUAUGAGAAAUAAAAUGUUGCUUUGUUCUUAGUAUAGAACUUAAUUCUCCAACUACAUUUUGUAAUUCUAAGUUGGGAUUUUUCCUUAAACUACAAAUAUUAGUAUAAUAUAUGAUGAAUAUUCAUAA